UGGCUUUUCAGCACUCCCUUCCGCUUAGCCGCCGGGUUGCGGGCGCUCCGAACCGCCGCCUCCGUCUAAUCUCUCCUCCUCGGCCGUCGGCCCUCGACUGCGAUCUGCGGGAGAUCCGAACCGGCGAAGAUGAGAUCGGGACCAGGAUCCAAGGUGCCGGAUUCCAGGACUAGAAGAGCGGCGAGCGACGAGGACCAGGAGAGGCCUUCGUUGCCCCCUUCGCUGGAGCCAGGUAUGUCUACCAUGCCACCGUCGUCGUCUGCGCCAUGCGGGUCGCCGGCUUGUGGAGGCACUAGCAUGGAGGAGCCAAGCCGGGAGGAACUCCCUGCUCCAUCAUCGCGGGCGUCGCCGUCGCAAAGCCUCCCCGCUGUUACGGAGGCUCCUCCGACAUACUGGUUCGCUCGCCCUCGUAGAGCCGAUUCCAUGACAAUGUCAUAUGAUCCACAGGCAACUGAGUCCAAACAAUCAGAAUUGGAUCUACCACUUUCAACACCUCAAUCGCAAUUCAACGACUCCUCCAUAGCUUCAGAGGAGAAGCAGUGGGAGGUAGCACAAGAUCAGCAAGACUCGGAUUCCUCUGCAGAUAGCUCUCCACUUCGUGAACCGCAGGCCCCACUCGUGCCUAUCUUGAGAACUCCUUCCGGUGAGGUGGUGUAUGGCAUUACUGAUGAUCCAGUAGCUGCACAAGCUUAUCACUGGGCCUAUCGCAAGUACGAGGAGAAACUAGCUCGUCAGGAACAAUUACCGACACUAAGGUCAUCAUCUUGUGCUUCCUCUUGUACUACGGAAUGUUAUAGCCCCAAGCAGAAGAAAAUAUUCCUAAAUGCUUCCAAAUCUGUUGUGAGCCUUUCAGCUUAUCACGAUGGUACGGAGAUUAACCAAUGUACUGGUAUUGUUGUUGAGUGGGAUGAUGUAAAAAAAACUGCUAUAAUUCUCACUUCUGCUUGGAUUAUUUGCACAAAGAAACCCUUCGAUGAUUGGUCAUACAAGGAUUAUGCUCCUGAGGCUAAGGUUAUUGUUCGCAUACCGGAUGACACAGCCUCAGAUUGUCGCUUGCUGUACUUCAGCAAGCAUUUCGAUAUUGCCUUCUUUGAAACUAUGGGAGAGUUGACUCUACCAAUUGUACCGUUGAAACCUGAUUUGGAGUAUGGCCAGAAUUUGUGUGUGCUAGCUAGAGAUAAUAAAACAGAUUUGAUUUGCACUACAGUCAGAGUGAAAUACGUGGAUCCUUAUGAGUAUCAGCACAAUCACUAUUUGUUCAUAGAUGGUUCCAUUCCUAAGUGUGGUACUGGAGGUGCAUUGGCAGAUUUUAGUGGAAACAUUGUGGGGAUGUUAUUCUGCACGUUACCUAUUGUUGCUUUCAUACCAAGCUCUCUAAUCCUUACGUGUAUGAGAUUGUGGAGAAAUUUUGGGCAACUUGUUCGACCUCAGCUUGGCUUGAAGUUAAGAACAGUGGAUUUUCUAGAAAUGGCGCAUAUUGAGCUAUUGUCCCGUAAAUACAACAUUGCCUCUGGUCUUAUUGUAAGAGAGGUUUUUUCUCAGUGUGCUGCUGAGAAACAUGGCAUUCGAGUUGGUGAUGUUAUUCUCUCAUGCCAAGGAGAGAACAUUUCAAAUGUAACUCAGUUGGAAGAUAUACUGUUGGGUGUUGGUGAGAGACACCUUGAGAAGGGUAAUGACUCGGGCUCUAAAGUUGAUGUUGAGGUUGGUGUAUUUCAUGUACGUAAAUGUUCUAGAAGACUUGUCACUUUGACAGUAGAGUUGUCCGAUGGUAUUGAAGUCUUUCACUAAGAAGGUACAGCGUCGUCCUCUCAGGAAGAUGUAGCAGCUUGUGGCUGCCGAUGGCAGCAGGCUACUGCCAGCAGAGUGAAAGACCGGAUGCUCCUCCUGAGAGGCGACCUUGAAGAAGUCGCAGCGUACCUCGCCGAUCUGUCGGAGCUGGAGAACCCCCCCUUGACAGCGAAACACUGGAUGAGAGAGUUUCCCAAGCGAUAUCCGGCGCAGCGCUGGGUGGAGGAGGAUAAGGCUGACGACCUCGACUGGGGCCUCUUUGGCGACGCCAAUGACCGCUGCGGCGAGCUCUGCGUUUUGGUGGUAUCACAUAAUAUGUUUACAUAUUUAUAAUACGUUGUUUUUUGAAAUAAAUAAUUCAUUAUUGGUUAAUGAAUAUGUGUUUCAUUCAUGAAACUCUUUAUGUUGUAUGUUGUUAUUUCUAAAGGAUCCCUGAUGAAAUAUCAUAUGUGGAGCAAAUAUGGUUUAGUGAUCAA
Messenger RNA from Oryza sativa Japonica Group (Japanese rice), 2264 nucleotides. RefSeq lists its product as uncharacterized. The record is from RefSeq and is a predicted model, not a curated record. Gene Ontology annotation, molecular function: protein binding. Lineage: Eukaryota; Viridiplantae; Streptophyta; Magnoliopsida; Poales; Poaceae.